AUGGAUCCGGGACCAAACGGCAAACGUCCUCGCCUUGGGUCGUGGUCUACCUCGUCUCCAACUCCAACUUCUCUUCCUCAUCCUCAUAGUUCAACAACCCCACGGACAGCUCCUCCUCCUCCUCCUCCUCCCCCUCCAGUCUCUCACUCGCAUCAUCACCCAGGCUCAGCUUCAUAUCAGCAGCAGUAUCCGCCCCGAGCAAACGACCUUGGAUCCGGGCCACCAGCUCCAGUUGUUAUACAUGGUCAUGCGCAACCUCAACAUCCGGAUCUUGACCGGCGACAUCUUGACCAGGAAACUCUUGCUCCGAUGCAAGAUCACUUUCGCCAACCAGGUCCUCCUCCCCAGCCACAGGGUCAUCACCACCCAAAUCAACCGCCGUCACCAGCACAUCCUUCCCCAUAUCUCCAAUACCCUCCAAGGGACUCUGUCAUAAAGCGAGAGUCUGGCGACGACCCGAGACGGUCAAAUUCCGCUGGAGGACAUGCGCCGGAUUCUCUACCUCAUACACCACACCCUGUGUCGGCCUCUCAUCCUCCUCCACCUCAUCAACCGGCGGUAGCAUAUCCGCCAGACGGACAACCACGGCACAUGGGAUACGAAAAUGGGCCGUCGAUGCCUCCCACACCGGGAGUGUAUCGUCCUACUAGCUAUCCACCACCAACACCGACACACCAACCUUCGUAUGAAUCCCACGGCAACUACACCCCGGCAGCAGAGCCCUUUUACGGUGUAUACACUUCGUCGGCGGCGGCAAAGAAGAAGAAUACGAGAGCAUCGCAGGCAUGUGAUCAAUGCCGGCAACUCAAGGCUAAAUGCGACGAAACAAAGCCGUGCAAAACUUGCCGUGAUAAGGGCACAGAGUGUCGAUACCGCGAUCCAGUACCCAAAGCGACCGACAAAGCUCAAGCUGAUAUUCUCGAAGGCAUUACCAUGGUCUCGCAUAGUAUCAAUAGCUUAAUGGAGCAGGUGGGACGUAUGGACAAUAAGCUUGGACGUCUGGACAGUAGGGUGGCUAAACUGGAAUCCUCGGUGGGGAGCCAUCCGAAUAGUAACUACGUCAAGAUGGAUCCUGUCGCGGAAGAAGAGCUCAAAACGCUGCCUCGAAGUCCCUUUGAAGGCGAGAGCGAGACUACACCGCAUUACUACAACGACACUCCUCGUGAUCUAUUGGGUCCAGCUACCGAGCGCGUGGCCAUGCGCCUCAUGGCAGAAGAUGAGUUAGAGGCAGAACCAGGUCCUCCAGUGCCUCCAGGCGAGCCUGCGAUUCCAAUCAACCAUACCACACUUGCCGGCUUGCUUCUUGACUGGCCGAUUAUCAAGGAUAUUGUCAAGCCGCAUUUGGACACUGAAGGCAUUCGACACAUCAGUGAAUAUCCUAUUAGCCACGAACAAAACCGAGGUGUUCUUAUUGUGUAUGGACGCGGAGAAGACUCUCAUCCGUCUCGACAUGUGCGGGAAAUUCCGGACCACGGCCAACUUGAUAUGGUUGACGACUCCUCUGACACAGCAUCUCCAUCUCCCGCUGCCGACUGGGGACAUCUGGGUGGACUAAGCCCUGCAGAUCAAGUGGUUGAGUACAAAGGUGGUGUUUUGGCCAGCGAUGGAAACCCCGAUUUCUCGGAAAAUAAAGUAUGGGACUAUGUCCAAAGCUUUGAAAGAAAUAUUUUGAACAUGCAUCCAAUUAUUCAGCCCAAGGUCCUUCACGAAUGGGUGCGGCACUUUCUGGAUACCUUGCCGCCUAUGUCAACGCACUCGAAACCCCACAAACUACCCAAGGGAGCUUCUUCCUUUGCCGUAGGUGGAAUGGCUACAAAUAUGGUGACGGAGACUACCGGUUCAAAGCGCAAAAGGUCACCGGGACCAGAUGGAAUGGAGGUCCCAUCGACGCCUGGAGGGGGGAGGUCGGGACGACCAGAAAGAUCUAUACACAAUGCUCUAAUACUCACAAUACUGGCCCUGGGGAAAAUUUGUCUGCACAGAGACCGAGUCUACGAUGCGGUUCACCACCUCGAGCCUUUACCUCACGGUAGUCCCAUGGCCAAAAAUGGAAUUCCGCCUUCUCCGAGCCAGGGUUCACCGCCAAGCACGUCCUCUCACUCCUACUCCUCAGGCGGACCGGCGGCAUCACCAAAAGAAACAGAGCGAGGGUUUCAGAGUAGACGGUCAUCAAUUCACGGAGGAAGCGCUGGAAUCAACAGAUCCGGAUUGGGGCUGAAGAAGAAUUAUCAGGCAAUCCCUGGGCUAGAAUACUUUGCCUUUGCCACAGAUAUUCUCGGGAACCAUGCCGGCGCCUAUAAAAAUAUGAAGAACAUCUAUGCUCUGAUAUUCGCCGGGCUUUACCAUGGGCAGCUUGCUCGACCAAUGGAGAGCUUCGCGUUUAUUCACCAAGCUAGCCACAAAUUGCAGGUCAUUAUGAGACCGAGCUUGGAUAAGCUUCGCCGUAUCAAGACGGAGGAAAUGGUAAUGAUACGAGACGCCAAAUAUAACCAGCUAGCCUUGACGUUUUGGUCCUGUCUGCAGCUCGAAAGCGAUCUUAUUGCAGAACUUCAGCUUCCACCCUCUGGGUUACUCACAUACGAAGAAAACAUGCCGCAUCCAAACAUGAGCCUGCUGGAAGGGUUUGAUCAGAGAGUCCUCGAUAGCUAUUUGGCACAGCUUUAUCUUCGAAAGCAUCUUAAUAGCAUCCACCGCAUGUUUUACGCCCCCGACAAGAACAAGAACAAGGACGAUUCAGAACCAAAAGAGUUCGACCCCAAGUUCAAUAACGUUGGAUUGGUUGCAGAUGCCGUGUCAAGCAUGGAGUGGGUUGCACAAAGUUUUGCCUUCAAGGAGGAUGAUCCUCCAGCAGAAGAAAUUCUCGCUGCACGACUGCGAGCCAAAUAUUGGGGCGCACAAGUAAUUACUUACCGCCCGUUUAUCCGACAAAUCCUGAUUUGGUCGGACAAGAUGCAGAACCAUCCAUCCAGCCCGCACAUGCAUCCAGUGUCCGAGUUUCGACAAGGCAUUUUGGCACCUGUCAUCGAUCCAUCUGCGAAGUCUCGGCAGGAUAUCCAGCCGAUGGUGAUUGAAUAUGCGAAACGAGGCAUCAAGGCCUUGAUUGAGAGCACUAGAGCGUUCCACAGUCUGGGAUCGGAACGGCCAAUCAUUACAAAUGUUUUUGGAACAGCCCAUGCUCAAUGGGGAAAUCUCUUGGUCUUGUCCGCAUGUUUCAAAGAUGAGGUGCUCUCAUCAGAGAUUGACGCCGGCCUUCUCAUGACACUUUUCACCAGAACCAUUCAGUUCCUGCGACAGUCAAGUACGGCAACAGGGUCUCUGAGAACCGACAUGCAUAUAUUGGAAGGGAUCCAGCGAGAUUUAUUCACCUCAGGUGGCGAUGCGAAAAUGUCGAGGAGUUUCUCGAGCAGCGCAAGUUUACCAACACCGAAACUUCCAAUGGCUGCUCCCCCACCGAUACCGAAUCCUAAUUGA
Messenger RNA from Pochonia chlamydosporia 170, 3471 nucleotides. Its product is annotated as C6 finger domain-containing protein. The coding region runs from base 1 to 3471 and encodes 1156 amino acids. Gene Ontology annotation, molecular function: DNA-binding transcription factor activity, RNA polymerase II-specific; zinc ion binding. Gene Ontology annotation, biological process: regulation of DNA-templated transcription. NCBI's taxonomy places the organism in Eukaryota, Fungi, Ascomycota, Sordariomycetes, Hypocreales, Clavicipitaceae. The record is from RefSeq and is a predicted model, not a curated record. The transcript is spliced from 5 exons.